Colletotrichum paranaense is the source of this 1284-nucleotide messenger RNA. RefSeq lists its product as uncharacterized. The transcript has 2 exons. The record is from RefSeq and is a predicted model, not a curated record. The coding region runs from base 1 to 1284 and encodes 427 amino acids. NCBI's taxonomy places the organism in Eukaryota, Fungi, Ascomycota, Sordariomycetes, Glomerellales, Glomerellaceae.
AUGUCUGGAGCACAGGAACAGGCGCCUCAUGGCGCCGAGUACCGUCAGCACCUUCCAGACAUUAGCAUUCCUCGCUUCACGACGAUGCGCAAUCAGGAUGCUCACGAAUAUGCCAAGGUGUUCAAAGAGAGCGGCAACCCGCCGUGGCUACAUGCCCUGUACCUUCAUUGGCGUAGCCUUUUCAAAGAGCCAUACACCGGCAUCACAACAGAUGGCACGGUCAAACGGGACUUAUUCAAAAUCGCCGACGAGGGCGUGCCGAUUCAGCAAAUCGUCGAUGCUACAAACGCGGUUCUGUCACAGCUAGACGACAAGCAGAAGACAACCCUCUCAUACCAUGUCGAUUCCCCGGAAUGGCGAUCAUGGUCGAACCCCGAGUUUCUCCUCAGCGACAAGGGUUUACGGCUGGAUGAGUUAAAUCCGCAAAUCCGCGACAGCAUCCUGAAAGUCCUCGAGACGACGCUAUCCCCUGAGGGGUACGCGAAGGCGCUCGGUGCCAUGCGCGUAAACGGCUUUUUGGGCGAAUUGGUACAGACACCCACCAUUUGCAACGAAUUCUCUUACAACUUUGUCCUCUUCGGACUGCCCUCGGCGACGAGGCCAUGGGGCUUCUCAUUUUACGGUCACCAUCUGUGCCUGAACAUUUUCCUGUAUCAGGGUCAGAUUGUAGCAUCGCCGUGGUUCACUGGGGCAGAGCCGAACCUGAUUGAUGAUGGCCCAUACAAGGGCACUCGUAUCCUUGAGACCGAAGAACGGCUAGGCUUGCAGCUUAUGCAGUCGCUCCCAGCAAACUUGCAGCAAAAGGCGCAGACCUACAAACUCCUCAAAGAUCCCGCAAUGCCGAAAGGACGGUGGAAUCACGACGACCAGCGACAUCUCUGCGGCGCCUACCGAGAUAACCGAAUUGUGCCAUAUGAGGGAAUUUUGGUGUCGGACAUGACAGGCGAGCAGCAGCAGCUGGUUCUUGGUAUCCUGGAGCAAUAUCUCAUCUAUCUUCCUCAGAAGUCCAGGGAGAUCCGGGUCAACCAUAUCAAGUCUUUCUUCCAGGAGACGUACUUUAGUUGGAUUGGCGGCUUCGGUGACCAAGAUCCCUUUUACUACCGCAUCCAGAGCCCGGUUAUCCUCGUGGAGUUUGAUCACCACUCAGGAGUCUUCUUGACAAACAAGGAGCCCGCAAAGUUUCACAUUCACACUCUUCUGAGGACGCCCAACGCUGGCGACUACGGUAUGGCCCUUCGACCACUGAUUCCUGGUAUUGAGCAAGAUUUUGUGUGGGAAGGUUAG